AUGCCCGCGAGGUCAAACGGGCGAUCAAAGACUGUGUUCGCGACCAGGGGAGAGGCUUUGGCUCUCAUAGCAAGCCACAGCUGCCUGCAUGUGCUUGCGGCCUGUCAAACCUCUCGAAUUAGCAUUCAAAAAUGGUUUUAUGCGGUGCCCCUGUCCUUCACGUCCUUGCCUAGCAAGACGCGAAAAUUGAGCAAAGUGGAAGGUCUGGCGACGCGACUCUCUCCGGUGCCAGCUGUCAGAAGAGGCAGCUUCAUCCCCACCCAAAUUGCCGGUUGUACCCAGCACCGAAUAUUUGCAGAGGAAUACUUGCUCUCACACCGGUCCUCGUCACGCAGGUCCCGUCUGAGCAUCCAUGCGUUUGGACACUCUUCAACCUCCAACUUUCUGACCUCACUGCUACAUUUUCUCCAGCCUCAUAUCCGUCAGUCGCAUCGCACGAAUCAUCCGACCUCGUUUGCAAACCUGCUGGUUGAUCGCAUCGACUCUGAGUCCUUUGCGACUGGGACCUAUUCUUCCUUGAAUGACGCACGACUCCGCGACCUUUUCUCCCGCUACACCGCUGCGGCCGCUUUCUUCGGCGAUGACCUCUGUCCUUUAAGAUCAUCCGACAUAUAA
This is a messenger RNA of Colletotrichum lupini, 615 nucleotides long. RefSeq lists its product as uncharacterized. The record is from RefSeq and is a predicted model, not a curated record. Bases 1 to 615 code for a protein of 204 amino acids. Lineage: Eukaryota; Fungi; Ascomycota; Sordariomycetes; Glomerellales; Glomerellaceae. The transcript is spliced from 6 exons.